GACUUGAAAGUGAAAUGUUAUUUUUGGCAUAGUUUGACAUUAACAUAUUCAUAAAACAAAGCAGGUGACCUAAAUCAAUUUGGGGGAAAUCCAACACCAGUAGUAUCACUAGUUUGCAACCGGAAACAACAGUUGAUGGCCGGCUUACUAGCGUGGGCGGCCGACGUCGUCGGAGGCGGUGGCGGUGGGUGGAGCGACGAAGAGGCUGAUCCCAAUUCCAUACCUCUCAUCUUCACGCCCGAGCAACUGACCUACGUUAAGGAGCUAGACAGCAAAACAGCUUCUCUCAACCGCGCGAUCCAAGAUCUGCGGCUGAGACUGCCCCCUCCCGAUAUUUCUCAACGCCUUCCUCAUCUCCACGCUCAUUCUCUUGCCUCCAACAACGCUCUCGCUCUUCAGCUCAACGCCCACUCCUCCACCAAACAAGAGGCACAGCAGAGAGAGGCUAGGUUGCUGCAAGAAAAUGCUGAGUAUCAACAUGCUAUAUCCAACUGUGAAAUUAAAAUUCAAGAGAAGUUACAGGAAGCAGAUUUGCUCCUAAGUAAGUUGAAGGAACUGGAUUUGAUUGAACAGAACCUGUUAGCUGAGUUGCAAAGAGCACAAGUUUCUGCAGAUGCCAGCAAUUCAGGAGAGUCCAAUAGAAUGCUUAACGAAUCCCAGCAAACAAUUAAAGCUCAAGAAGAUGCAAAAGCUGCCAAAUCUGCAUUGAUGAAGAAGUUGGAUAGCAAGAGAAAAGAAUUGGCUGCAAUAGAAGAGAUUGUUCAAGAAUUGGAGAAAAAAUGGCUGCAGGUCCAAGAUAGCGCAUUAAAAAAACCAACCCCAGCUCAGCGAGAGAAAGCAUUGGAUAAACAGCUUCACAGCUUAAUUGAACAACUUGCAGCGAAGCAGGCUCAGGCAGAAGGUCUUAUCGGUGAAAUCCAUAUAAAGGAGAUGGAGCUAGAGAAGUUAAAUGGGAUACGGAGAAGAAUCGAAAAUGGCAGUUUAGAUACCAAAUUUUCAAGGAAUAGGUUUGGAAGAAGCAACUCUUAUCAAGAAUCUCUAUCUUCUGAAUACAUUGACGCUCGCCACAAGCUUCCUGUUCAUAUGGGUGGUCGGAAUGAGAGUUUGCAGAGGUUAAUGUUGCUCAGAUCAGCUUUUGUUGUCUACAUUUUGGUUUUGCACAUACUGGUAUUUAUCAAACUUUCAUUCUGAGGUUCGACCACUUACUCAAAUUUGAUUAUAUGCAAAAGCUAUUGCAUUUCUUAA
Molecule: messenger RNA, 1245 nt
Organism: Salvia miltiorrhiza (redroot sage)
Lineage: Eukaryota; Viridiplantae; Streptophyta; Magnoliopsida; Lamiales; Lamiaceae
Exons: 6
Coding region: 136-1191 (351 amino acids)
Source: RefSeq, a predicted model, not a curated record